AUGGUACCACAUUUCGCUUUCAUGUUGCUGUCGAUUACACGAGGAAGAAAAGUGCCUCAAGCUCCAUUUUUCAAUGUUGAAAAUAACAUCACAACAGCACCAUUAAGUAUAAAACGAGAGAGAAGAAGAAAAUUGUCCGAAAGCAAACAACGAGACGAUCAUGAAGAAACUUACACAACACUGCACUGUUCAGUUUCUGGUUGUAAACUGGGAGGAAGAUUGAAGGAAAAGAAAAAACAAGCUUCAGACAAUGAAGAAUAA
Molecule: messenger RNA, 261 nt
Organism: Clunio marinus
Lineage: Eukaryota; Metazoa; Arthropoda; Insecta; Diptera; Chironomidae
Source: the annotation of a GenBank genome assembly